GGUAUUUUGCGGCCGCAGCGCUAGCGGUGCUUUCAGUUACGUUUCGACGGCCAACGCGUCGAGUGCUCUGCUUGCUGAGAGAAAACAACACAAAUAGAGACAGCAGAAGUGGUUCUUCUUCUUCAUACUCGCAUUCUCUCGCGCUCUCUUCACCGUCUGUGUUAACGGUCGUGGCGCGUCGUGUGCGUUUGUGUUAGUGUGCCAGUUAAACAAUGAGAAAUUGAUUCACACACCAAAACAGCCAAAAAAAAAGACACCGGACGCAAAGUGUUAAUCAGAAUAGAAUAAUUUGUGCAAUCACGAGCAACGAAAACAAACUGCAAUUUUUUAAACAUUUUUUUCGUGUGCAACCGUAAACAAACCAAAGAAGUUAAAAAGAGAGCGCUAUUUGCGAGCGGGGAAAACUAGAAAACUAAAACUACAACUGCAAAAACAGCGAUAAAAAUGGGUGAACUGCCGACAAAUUCAGUCGGCGUCUUUUUGGCGCUGCUCCUCUGCAGCUGCUCUUUAAUAGAACUGACCCGUGCGCAGUCCCCCAUCCUGGAGAUUUAUCCCAAACAAGAAGUCCAGCGCAAGCCAGUGGGCAAGCCCCUGAUCCUCACCUGCCGGCCCACAGUUCCCGAGCCGUCCCUGGUCGCCGAUCUGCAAUGGAAGGACAACCGGAACAACACCAUUCUGCCCAAGCCGAAUUACGAUCCACUGUAUGAUUCCAAGGGCAAUAGAAAGAAAGAGAAUGGACGCAACCAGGCGCCGAUGUACACGGAAACGCUGCCCGGCGAAAAUUUGGCCCUGAUGAUUACCUCGCUGUCGGUGGAAAUGGGCGGCAAGUACUACUGCACCGCCUCCUAUGCAAAUACGGAGAUCCUCGAGAAGGGCGUCACAAUUAAAACUUACGUGGCCAUUACCUGGACAAAUGCACCGGAGAAUCAGUACCCCACUCUUGGCCAAGACUAUGUGGUAAUGUGCGAGGUAAAGGCCGAUCCCAAUCCAACAAUCGACUGGCUGCGCAACGGAGACCCGAUCCGCACGACCAACGACAAGUACGUGGUGCAAACCAACGGCCUGCUCAUCCGAAAUGUCCAGGAAAGCGACGAAGGCAUCUACACUUGCCGUGCAGCCGUUAUCGAAACUGGUGAGCUACUGGAACGCACCAUUCGCGUGGAGGUCUUCAUUCAGCCGGAGAUCGUAUCGCUUCCCACCAAUCUGGAGGCCGUCGAGGGCAAGCCAUUUGCAGCCAACUGCACAGCAAGAGGCAAACCAGUUCCGGAGAUCAGUUGGAUUCGCGAUGCCACACAACUGAACGUGGCGACCGCCGAUCGCUUCCAAGUGAAUCCCCAAACUGGCCUGGUUACCAUCAGCUCCGUUAGCCAGGAUGAUUACGGCACAUACACAUGCUUGGCCAAGAAUAGGGCCGGUGUAGUGGAUCAGAAGACCAAGCUGAAUGUUUUGGUGCGUCCGCAGAUCUAUGAGUUGUACAAUGUGACCGGGGCCAGGACCAAGGAGAUUGCCAUAACCUGCCGUGCCAAGGGACGUCCGGCACCGGCGAUUACCUUCCGUCGUUGGGGAACACAGGAGGAGUACACGAACGGGCAGCAGGAUGACGAUCCUCGCAUCAUUUUGGAGCCGAAUUUCGAUGAGGAGCGCGGCGAGAGCACCGGCACCCUUCGCAUCGCCAAUGCCGAGCGUUCCGACGAUGGACUGUACCAGUGUAUUGCCCGGAACAAGGGAGCCGAUGCCUACAAGACCGGACACAUUACCGUUGAAUUUGCUCCGGACUUUAGCCACAUGAAGGAACUGCCUCCGGUUUUCUCGUGGGAGCAGCGCAAGGCGAAUCUCAGCUGCUUGGCCAUGGGCAUCCCCAAUGCCACAAUCGAAUGGCACUGGAAUGGUCGCAAGAUCAAGGAUCUGUACGACACCAAUCUAAAGAUUGUCGGCACUGGACCCCGCAGCGAUUUGAUUGUGCACCCCGUAACGAGGCAGUAUUACUCAGGAUACAAGUGCAUUGCGACUAACAUCCAUGGAACCGCCGAACAUGAUAUGCAGCUGAAGGAGGCACGUGUCCCUGAUUUUGUGUCCGAAGCCAAGCCAAGUCAACUGACCGCCACCACGAUGACCUUCGACAUUCGGGGUCCAUCAACCGAACUGGGCCUGCCUAUUCUGGCGUACAGUGUGCAGUACAAGGAGGCCCUAAAUCCGGACUGGUCGACGGCCUAUAACCGCAGUUGGUCACCAGAUUCGCCGUACAUUGUGGAGGGACUGCGACCACAGACGGAGUACAGCUUCCGAUUCGCCGCCCGCAAUCAGGUGGGAUUGGGAAAUUGGGGCGUCAAUCAGCAGCAGUCGACACCACGACGAUCGGCUCCGGAGGAGCCCAAGCCACUGCAUAAUCCCGUCCAGCACGACAAGGAGGAACCGGUGGUCGUGUCACCCUAUUCUGAUCAUUUCGAGCUACGCUGGGGCGUGCCCGCCGACAACGGAGAGCCUAUUGAUAGGUACCAGAUCAAAUACUGUCCGGGCGUUAAGAUCAGCGGCACAUGGACGGAACUGGAGAACUCCUGCAACACCGUUGAGGUGAUGGAGACCACAUCCUUUGAGAUGACCCAGCUGGUGGGCAACACCUACUAUCGCAUCGAACUGAAGGCGCACAACGCCAUCGGCUAUUCCUCGCCUGCUUCCAUUAUCAUGAAGACGACACGAGGAAUUGACGUCAUCCAGGUGGCUGAGCGACAGGUCUUCUCCUCGGCGGCCAUCGUGGGCAUCGCACUCGGCGGAGUCCUCCUGCUCCUGUUCGUGGUCGACCUCCUCUGCUGCAUCACCGUCCACAUGGGCGUCAUGGCCACGAUGUGCCGCAAGGCCAAGCGAUCGCCCUCCGAAAUCGACGACGAGGCCAAGCUGGGCAGUCUUUACGGUUGGCGUUUUCCGCUACCUUAUUGCAGUGGCCAGCUGGUAAAGGAGCCACCGCCGUCGCCGUUGCCACUGCCGCCGCCCGUCAAACUGGGCGGUUCGCCCAUGAGCACGCCAUUGGACGAGAAGGAGCCGCUCCGCACGCCAACAGGCAGCAUCAAACAGAACUCGACCAUCGAGUUCGACGGGCGAUUCGUGCACUCACGCAGUGGCGAGAUAAUCGGGAAGAACUCGGCGGUGUAAGGAGGGUAUCCACCUUGUCCUGGAACUCCACAGUCCGACCGCAAUGUGCACAAAACAAAGAGGAGGGAAGAUAUAUGGAAAUACACAUAUAUGUAUGAUGAUCUAGCGAGAACAAGCCAAAGCCAAAGCUGGGGGAAGAGCACUUGAAUAUCGAUCGAUUGGCACACUAAGUUGGUUUUAAUUUACUUUCGUACACAGCGUAAAUCUUACUAAAUGUCUUACUAUAACGCAUACGAUAUCUUAACAACAUCUAACAUCUAAAACAUAGCACAUUAAGCUCGAAAAACCAGCAAGCAAGCAUACGAAGAAGAAGAAAGAAAUAAUAACUCAAUGUCGCUUCAUUUUCUAGUUUAAACAAGUAUUUUAUAUCGCUGCAUUUGCUUUGUUUUUCCUUAGUCCAAAAAAAAAGUCACAAAUGAACACAAGAAAUUACAAAUAACGAUGAACCAAGCUGGAGAAGUAAAUGAAUGAGCAAGAGAUGAUAUGGAAAGGACCUAGCCUAAGUUAUAUAUAUAUGAAUGUAUGCAAGAAAGAAAUCUUAAAUUAAUGCCUUACAAACAAAAAAUUACAAUUAUUUAGCAGCUAAAGCGCAGAGGAGGGAUUUAUGCAUGUAAGCCGCAAGGAAUGAGACCGAUUUCUUUAGUAUAACUAACUUAAACAUGCCAUAAAUAAGUUUUAACAUUAAGUUUGCCCCUGAUCCUAAUCAUCAUCCCCCACCAAUUCGUAGUACUUAAAACGCUAAACAAAAGACUUGCGAGCAUUUCUUUCCACAAAACCAUGACAUUGGAUAGAUUAGAGGAAGAACAGCAAAAGAAUGGACUUGAAUAACAUACUUAGUUGAUAUCGAAAUCCUUGGUUUCCUACUGCUAAUUCGUAUACUUAACCACCAGAAAGUGUAACCCACAGACGGCACUUAUUGAAUAAUGCUCAAUGUACAUUAAUGUUGAAGAAAUUGAAUAUUUGAAAAUGUUUACAAACUGCUUAGCUGCUUGAACAACGGAAAUAAGCAUCCCGAACCACCUCCGCAUCCGGUUCAUAGCACACAAGAUCAAUCUUGAUGAGAGAAUCUAUGCUAAGUUAUAGAAUUAUCCGAGAACUACGAGAUUGCCAAACAUUAACGACCUAUCAUAACCUUUCAUCCCACUUCCAUCGAACAACUGCAAAUCGCUCAGUUUUGUGUUAAAAGUAUUUUCUUAUGUAUGUAAAAAUUAAACAAAUUGUAGUUAAGAGAUCUGAAACGCAUUAAUCUAACGGAUAUAUAAAUCUAAAAAAAUAUAUAUAUGUAUGUACAUGUAUUUAAAGUUACUCGUAAGUUUUUUUUUCUACACGAAACAGAUAAUACAAAAUAAAAAAAAAAGAACAAAACCAAAAGCAAAAGCGAACUACGUAUAUGUUAUCACGCCGAUCUGAAUGUAUGUAUGUACGUUAACGCAUUUUUAUUUGAUAGCCGUAAAAAUCCCUGAAAACGCUGAGAUCCCCCACUUUUCAGUUCUUUGCCUAUGAGCUUUGUACCUUCUGUUGCCAAUUAAGUCAAGCGCCUUGUCAGAGCUUUUUACCUAUAAAUAUACACAAUACUCUAUGAACGACCUAUUGAAUAACCCACGAAGCGAACCCAAGUCGAGAUUACAGGAGGCUAUAUACAUUUAAAUUUGGAUGCGAUUGUUUGAAAAACUGCUGGUCAUUCGAGCAUAUGAAAUAUGUUUGCAAGAAACCGAACGCAGCUUCGUUCGGCGGCAGAGUGUAGCUUUUUAUAUGAACUAAACAAAAUUGAUGAAAAAUUAUACACUGAAACUGAAACGGGGGAAAUAAAUCUUAUUUACUGUACUAUAAUUCCAA
Molecule: messenger RNA, 4983 nt
Organism: Drosophila simulans
Lineage: Eukaryota; Metazoa; Arthropoda; Insecta; Diptera; Drosophilidae
Gene: Fas2
Product: fasciclin-2
Exons: 11
Coding region: 445-3147 (900 amino acids)
Biological process (GO): cell-cell adhesion
Cellular component (GO): neuron projection; membrane
Molecular function (GO): protein binding
Source: RefSeq, a predicted model, not a curated record